GCUGCUGCUGCCGUUGGAUUGGCGUGGUGGCAGCAGUGGUGGUGGUGCUGGUGGUGGUGGGGAGGUUGGUGUGCAUUUGCUGGGGUUUCUCUGAGCUUUAAGGGAGAGCUGGGUAAACCAAUCCAGAGAGCACACAAGGGGGGUUUCUCUGUUUCCCCGGCGAGGCUCAGGCGGCUGGAUUUUUAUCUCCCGGUCUCCAGGAUGAAGCUCUGCGUGAGCGGAAGCCGUCACAAAUGUCCGCCAAGGCGCAGGAUCAACGCAGGUAGAGUACUCAGUUAGUGCGUCUCCUUUGGGAAACUAACACAUAUGACGGCUCCCUGUGGUCAACCGCUAUAAACACAUGAGAGGGAAGGAACACAGACAAACCAUGAAAAAGAUAUACAUUGGCAAGACUGCCUUAAAAGUUCCCCGCAAUGGCAGCAAACAUCCGAAGAAGAGCUCUCUGCUGGAGCAGAAGGAGGACUUACGCAAAAGGCUUUCCUACACGACGCACAAGCUGGAGCUGCUGCAGAGCGAGUUCGACUCCACGCGGCAGUACCUGGAGACAGAACUGCGGCGAGCGCAGGAAGAGCUGGACAAGUUUACCGACAAGCUGCGCAGAAUACAAAGCAGCUACUCAGCACUGCAGAGGAUCAACCAAGAUCUGGAGGAGAAGAUCCAAAGAAAUUCUCAGCACCACGAUGAUGAGAAGCGAGCGCUGAGCAGAGAGAUCAUUGUCCUCAACAACCACCUGAUGGAGGCCAAGCUCACCAUUGAGAAGCUACAAGAAGACAACGAAAUGUACAGGAAGGACUGUAACCUGGCUGCUCAGCUUCUCCAGUGCAACGAGUCUCUUUACAGGGCGCAGCUCUCCGAGCUGCCGGCUGAUUUUCAAGAGCGGCUGACCAUGCACAUGGAGGAGUCUCCCAUCUGCCACACCUACUCCGACUCUGUCCCGGCCUCUCUCAUCGGCAAAGUGCUGGAGAAGCCAGACGAGGCCUGCAGCAGCAGCCAGGCCUCCCGCUCGCCCAGCCCCCAAACCCAGGACCACGCUUUCAUCUUGGAGAGCUUGGGGCCGGGGCAGCGGCUGGGGCUCCGCGCGGCCUACAAAUCUGACCUGUACAGCAGCGACACGGCGCUGUACUGCCCCGACGACCGCCAUCGCGAGCGGAGGCCCAGCAUGGAUCUCCACGGCCAGAGGAAGCUUCUGUACGGGCCCCAAAUCUCUACCGACAGCAACCCGGAGGAGGGCUCGGUGGGCGUGAGGGCCGGCUUUUCCCGGGAGCACUUUGCCAAGUUCCCUGCCACACUGCGCGCGGGCUCCAGCUCCUACUCCAGCUUCAGCGCAGGCGGGUCCGAAGACAAAGGCAACGGUCCGCCCAGCAGCGCCGCUUCCUCCCCGCACCACCACUCCCUCUACAUGGAGUGGAGGGAUGCAGGGGACUAUGAGAGAAAGAGCGACUCGUCCUGGGAGAGGGACAGUCCGAGAGGCUUCGCCAACCCCCACCCCUUCCAGCAGACGGAGCCGAGCCACCACCAGAACGGCAGCUCGCCCGUCUACAGCCGCACCAUGUCGUCCUGUUUCAGCGAGCCCUACGAGCCGCUGCCUCCCUCCUCGUCCCCGAGCGUCGCCUACGGGGACAGCCGUCGGGGCAGCACAUUCGCCCCGGAGGAGGAUGAGCUGAUCGGUCGAUGGAGACAGCUCAGCGUGGAGGACCUGAGCGCCCACACCUACCGCAGCCCCGGCCGGGCCUCCCCUUACAGCUUCUCGGAGCAGCACUUCUCCGUCCGGCCCUCCAAGAUCCGACUCGGCCCGCUCUACAGCAGCUUCCAGGAGGGGGCCGACUGUUACCACCACGGAGGGGGUGUCUCGGACGCGGCGUGGGCGGCCGGCAGCCCCAGCCCCGAAUGCAGCCCGGUGCUGCGGCAGGCCCACAGCCAAGCCCACCUCUACCGGGCCGAGGACAGCCAGGGGUCCGAGCACAGCCUCUACCACUCAGGGAGCUCCAAGGACAGGGAGGGCAACGAGGCGGCCGGCGGCCAGGGUACGGAAUACGUCGACCCCAGCCCCAACAGCUCCACCGAGUCUCUGAACCGCAGGUCCCUGGAGUUGGCCGCGGAGCUGCAGCACUACCAAGCGGAAAUGCACAGCCUGCCCCCGCAGGCGAGCCAAUCGCCGCCGCCGCCGCCUCCACCCCCGCCUCCGCCGUACAACCAGCAGUUUAGCUCCUUGGGACUCACCAGGAAGGACAGUCUGACCAAGGCCCAGCUUUAUGGAACUCUUCUGAACUGAAGAGGCGAAACCCCCGGUGCGCCCGGCUGGAACGUCAGUAAGCACGAUCCUUUUGAGGGAAAAUGGGUUUGGAUAGAAGCCAGAGGCCGAAUAAUUCAGUAUCAUGAACAUGUAACUAUUGAGUAUUUAAAAGCUUUGAUCGUACGGCAAUGGAUGGCUACAGUUUGCACUACAAUUGUCCUCAGCAAGUACUGUAAGUAUUGUUAAGAGUUGAUGGUUAGAAGCUCAAGCAGCACGUAACAUUUGUAUGAAUGUGUAUGUAUUUCAGUUACAAUUGUAUAAAUAUAUACUUAUAACUAAGAAUUUAGUGAUAUAUUUUGUAUGUAGCUGUUAGCAGGAUAUACCUCCAAAUCAAUCAAACAAAAUAUAAAUGCUCUUGAUAAACCUGGAACUUGUAAAUAGAUUAAAGACUGCCUAUCCUAUACACGAAAACUCUACAAAAGGUAUUUUAUUGAGAAUUGAUGCGUGUAGAUUCAAUUCUUAUUUUUGAUGGACUGAAGCAGUGCCGGCCUUGUGAGGCUUUGAAUGUUAAGGUUGAAAAUAUUAAAACAACAAAAUGAAUGAAUCACUUAAAUGAGAAACAUACUCUUUUAUCUUCUGUUAUUUAAAUUUGACGGUAUCGGUGAAUGUGUUAUAUUGUUAUUGAUGGAACAUUUGCAGAUCUGUCUUAGCCAUUGAUAUUACUUUAUUUUUGCUCUCUUAUAUCCCACGGAGAGUUUUUUCCUUUCUACCUCAGAUUUCGAUGCCCACACCCCAUCAAGCCAUUGUAAUCCUGUUUUUUUAUUUUAACAACAAUGCAUGUUUAUAUACUUUGGUUGUUUUGUUCGCCUAAUAAAGCACAAGUGAUACACAU
This is a messenger RNA of Gasterosteus aculeatus aculeatus (three-spined stickleback), 3125 nucleotides long. Its product is annotated as brain-enriched guanylate kinase-associated protein. The record is from RefSeq and is a predicted model, not a curated record. NCBI's taxonomy places the organism in Eukaryota, Metazoa, Chordata, Actinopteri, Perciformes, Gasterosteidae. Gene Ontology annotation, cellular component: synapse.